Messenger RNA from Myiozetetes cayanensis, 499 nucleotides. Its product is annotated as prolactin-releasing peptide-like. NCBI's taxonomy places the organism in Eukaryota, Metazoa, Chordata, Aves, Passeriformes, Tyrannidae. The record is from RefSeq and is a predicted model, not a curated record. The transcript has 2 exons. Bases 19 to 345 code for a protein of 108 amino acids. Gene Ontology annotation, molecular function: hormone activity.
UUCCACCACUGCUCUGUCAUGUGGCAUCCGAUCUCCUGGACACCACGUGCCCAGUGGUCUCCGAACCGCUUAAAGCUGGUCACUGUCUAUGUGCUGGUGCUCUUGGUGUCGCUCAGCUUUGCUUCAGGACAGAGCAGGCCAUUUAAACAUCAGAUAGACAACAGAAGUCCUGAGAUUGAUCCUUUUUGGUAUGUGGGCCGUGGGGUUCGUCCCAUCGGUAGGUUUGGGAAGAGGCAGCUGAGAAGCAGCCGUGGCAGCCUCAGGCCUGUGAGCAGACACCUGGAUUUCAUCUGGAACGCUUUGUGGGAGCAAAAAAUGUUGGACACAGAAGACAAGGACUGGUGACCUCCGUUCCCCAAGGUGGUGACUCAGUCUCUGUUCUUUGAAUUGUGCUCUCUCCUGCACCUCAGACCUGCAGUUCUGCUUUUACCCAGCAAUCCCACGCUGCUCUUCUUUUUGCUCCUUGUGCAAGUUCAUUCAAAAAGAAACAUGUUCAGGG